AUGUCGGAGGGGUGGAGCGAGGAAGGCUUCUCCUCCUUCAACGUGAGCUCCAUCAACGCCACGGACUGCGACCCUCUCCACUCCGCCGACCGAACCGACCAAGGCGCGGACGGCGCGGCGGCGGUGCGCGUCGUCGUCUCGGUGGUGUACUCGCUGGUGUGCGCGCUGGGUCUGGUGGGCAACGUGCUGGUGCUCUACCUGAUGAAGAGCAAACACGCGUGGAAAAAGUCCUCCAUCAACCUCUUCGUCACCAGCCUGGCCGUGACGGACUUCCAGUUCGUGCUGACGCUGCCCUUCUGGGCGGUGGAGAACGCGCUGGACUUCACCUGGCCGUUCGGGCGCGCCAUGUGCAAGGCGGUGUCGUUCGUGACGGCCAUGAACAUGUACGCCAGCGUCUUCUUCCUCACCGCCAUGAGCGUGGCGCGCUACAGCUCGCUGGCGUCCGCGCUGAAGGGCCGGCGGCGGCGGAGGCUGCGGUGCUCGGCGCGCUGCGUGGCCGCCUCCAUUUGGGUGGCGGCCGCCUGCGCCGCGCUGCCCCACGCCGUCUUCUCCACCACCGUCCCCGUCUCCGGCGAGGAGGACCUGUGCCUGGUGAGGUUCCCCGGCAGCGACGGCAGCGCGCAGCUGUGGUUGGGGCUCUACCACGCCCAGAAGGUGCUGCUGGGCUUCGUGGCCCCGCUGGCAAUCAUCUCGGCCUGCUACCUGCUGCUGCUGCGCUUCAUCACCUCCAAGAACACCAACACGUCCAGCGCCAAGCGACGCGCCAAAGUCACCAAGUCGGUCACCAUCGUGGUGCUCUCCUUCUUCCUGUGCUGGCUGCCCAACCAGGCGCUCACCGCCUGGGGGAUCCUCAUCAAACUCAACGUGGUGCACUUCACCUACGAGUACUACACCACGCAGGUGUACGUCUUUCCCGUGUCGGUGUGCCUGGCGCACUCCAACAGCUGCCUCAACCCGGUGCUCUACUGCCUGAUGAGGCGGGAGUUCCGCAAAGCGCUCAGGAAGCUUUUCUGGAGGAUGACCUCGCCCGCCAUGACCACCAUCAGACCGUUCACCGGCAGCACCAAGCCCGAGGGCGAGGAGCGGGGACACGGCUUGGUGCCUCUCAAUUGCCCCGGGGAGCCAGCGGUGGUCUUCUACCCUCCUGGGGCGGCCAUGUAGAUCCAUGGUGACUAUAGAUCAGGGGUGUCAAACUCAUUUUAGCUCAGGGGCCGCAUGGAGGAAAAUCUAUUCCCAAAGGGGCCGUAAUGGUAAAAUCAUGGCAUGAUAACUUAAAGAUGAAGUGAAGUGAAUUAUAUUUAUAUAGCGCUUUUCUCUAGUGACUCAAAGCGCUUUACAUAGUUAAACCCAAUAUCUAAGUUACAUUUAAACCAGUGUGGGUGGCACUGGGAGCAGGUGGGUAAAGUGUCUUGCCCAAGGACACAACGGCAGUGACUAGGAUGGCGGAAGCGGGUAUCGAACCUGGAACCCUCAAGUUGCUGGCACGACCACUCUACCAACCGAGCUAUACCGCCUAGAUAAAGACAACUCCAUGCAGGUUGUUUUCUUUGUUUUACUUUGACCAAUCCAUCCAUUCAUUUUCUACCGCUUGUCCCUUUUGGGGUCACAUGGGCAGCUUGGUGCCUCUCAAUUGCCCCGGGGAGCCAGCGGUGGUCUUCUACAAUCCUGGGGCGGCCAUGUAGAUCCAUAGUGACUAUAGAUCAGGGGUGUCAAACUCAUUUUAGCUCAGGGGCCGCAUGGAGGAAAGUCUAUCCCCAAGGGGGCCGUAAUGGUAAAAUCAUGGCAUGAUAACUUAAAGAUAAAGACAACUGCAGGUUGUUUUCUUUUUUUUUUACUUUGGCCAAUCCAUCCAUCCAUUUUCUACCGCUUGUCCCUUUUGGGGUCACAUGGGCAGCUUGGUGCCUCGUCAAUUGCCCCGGGGAGCCAGCGGUGGUCUUCUACCCUCCUGGGGCGGCCAUGUAGAUCCACGGUGACUAUAGAUCAGGGGUGUCAAACUUAUUUUAGCUCAGGGGCCCCGUGGAGGAAAAUCUAUUCCCAAAGGGGCCGUAAUGGUAAAAUCAUGGCAUGAUAACUUAAAGAUAAAGACAACUGCAGGUUGUUUUCUUUGUUUUACUUUGGCCAAUCCAUCCAUCCAUUUUCUACCGCUUGUCCCUUUUGGGGUUGCGGGGGGAGCUGGAGCCUAUCCCACCUGCACAUGGGCAGUUUGGUGCCUCUCAAUUGCCCCGGGGAGCCAGCGGUGGUCUUCUACCCUCCUGGGGCGGCCAUGUAGAUCCAUAGUGACCAUAGAUCAGGGGUGUCAAACUCACUUUAGCUCUUUUUUUUUUUUUUAAACUGCUGCGAAAAUGCUAUUUAAAGAUCCUCUAUGUCAGUGGUCCCCAACC
Nerophis lumbriciformis (worm pipefish) is the source of this 2381-nucleotide messenger RNA. RefSeq names its product relaxin family peptide receptor 3 (gene rxfp3). Lineage: Eukaryota; Metazoa; Chordata; Actinopteri; Syngnathiformes; Syngnathidae. The record is from RefSeq and is a predicted model, not a curated record. Gene Ontology annotation, cellular component: external side of plasma membrane; membrane. Gene Ontology annotation, biological process: cell chemotaxis; calcium-mediated signaling; immune response. Gene Ontology annotation, molecular function: C-C chemokine receptor activity; C-C chemokine binding.